Eremothecium gossypii ATCC 10895 is the source of this 1938-nucleotide messenger RNA. RefSeq names its product phospholipid:diacylglycerol acyltransferase (gene LRO1). The record is from RefSeq and is marked provisional. Gene Ontology annotation, molecular function: phospholipid:diacylglycerol acyltransferase activity. Gene Ontology annotation, cellular component: cytoplasm; perinuclear endoplasmic reticulum. Lineage: Eukaryota; Fungi; Ascomycota; Saccharomycetes; Saccharomycetales; Saccharomycetaceae. Gene Ontology annotation, biological process: lipid storage; triglyceride biosynthetic process. The transcript has a single exon. Bases 1 to 1938 code for a protein of 645 amino acids.
AUGGCGAUGGUCGCGCGAAAGAAGAGCAAGAGACGGUCGAAGGCCGGCCGAGAUGAGAAGACUAAGGGCAGCAGCAGCAACACUGAGAAGGUGGUGUUGUGCGAGCAGCCGACCGAGGAGAAGGAGGUAGAGAUCACAGUGCAGGAGGUGAUGGUAGAUCAGGGCAAGCGGCGGUGGCGGGAGUCGCGGAGGCUGAUGUUUACGUUGGGGGCAGUUCUAGGGCUGCUGCUGGCGCUGUACUUCGGGACAGACGUGCAUAAGCAGACAUACGAGGGCCUGGAUCGGAUCGUGAACUUUGAGACGUUCCAGGACUAUUUCGUGGACUGGAAGGAGGUGGUGCCCACGAACAUCCUGUCGCUUGUGACCGACUUCCAGCUGCGGAAUACGCGCAGCGCGUCGCUGCAGGACCUGACGACAUCGUUUGCGAUCGGGCGGCAGCUGCAGCGGGACCACGAGCUCUGCGACAAGCACCCGGUGGUGAUGGUGCCGGGAGUGACUUCGACGGGCAUUGAGUCGUGGGGCUUGUACAAGGACGCAGAGUGCGACAGCGAGCCGCACUUCCGCAGGCGCCUUUGGGGCUCGUUUUACAUGCUGAAGACGAUGGUGCUGGACAAGGCUUGCUGGCUGCGGCAUGUGAUGCUGGACCCCGAGACCGGCCUGGACCCGCCCAACUACAAGCUCCGCGCGGUGCAGGGCUUCGAGGCUGCGGACUUCUUCAUGGCCGGCUUCUGGAUAUGGAACAAGAUCCUGCAGAACCUGGGGGCGAUAGGGUACGAGCCCAACAAGAUGGUCACUGCCGCGUACGAUUGGCGGCUUGCGUUCCUCGACCUGGAGCGCCGGGACCGCUACUUCUCCAAGCUCAAAAUGCAGGUGGAGAUGAUGUACGACGCGACGGGGGAGAAGAGCGUGCUGGUGGGCCACUCGAUGGGGUCCCAGAUCAUCUUCUACUUUCUCAAGUGGGUCGAGGCCGAGGGCGAGCUCUACGGCAACGGCGGCCCCGGCUGGGUUGAGAAGCACAUCGACUCCUUCGUCAACGUCGCCGGGACGCUGCUGGGCGUGCCCAAGGCAAUGCCGGCCCUGCUCAGCGGCGAGAUGAAAGACACCAUAGACCUCAACGCGCUGGCCAUGUACGGGCUCGAGAAGUUCUUCAGUCGCAAAGAGCGCCUCGACCUGCUGCGCUCCUGGGGCGGCAUCCCGUCCAUGAUCCCCAAGGGCGGCAACCUAAUAUGGGGUAACAUGACCUACUCAGUGGAGGACGUGCUCCACAACAACACCGACACAUACGGCAACUUCAUCCGCUUCAACAAGCCGCAGGGCCCGCUCUCCAGCCGGAACCUCACCAUGGAGGACGCAAUCGACUACAUCUUCGAGCUCGCUCCCGGCUGGCUGGGCCGCCGCGCCACCGACCAGUAUUCCUUCGGCUACGCCACGUCCCCCGAGCAGAUGCAGCUCAAUGAGCGCCACCACGCCCACUGGUCCAACCCGCUCGAGGUCCCGCUCCCCCGCGCGCCCAGCAUGAAGCUCUACUGCCUCUACGGCGUCGGCAACCCCACCGAGCGCGCCUACGUCUACAAGGAGGAGCGCAAGAUCUCCUCGCUCAAUGUCACCAUCGACUACGAGAGCGACACGCCUGUUUUCUUCAGCGACGGCGACGGCACCGUCCCCGUCCUCACCCACGCCAUGUGCCACAAGUGGGCCGAGGGCGUCUCCCCCUACAACCCCGCCGGCAUCAACGUCACUAUCGUUGAGAUGCAGCACCAGCCCGACCGCUUCGACAUCCGCGGCGGCGCCAAGAGCGCAGAGCACGUCGACGUCCUCGGCCGCGCAGAGCUCAACGAGUACAUUCUCCGCAUUGCCGCCGGCCACGGCGCGUCGAUUCAGCCCCGCUUUCUCACCGACAUGGCAGACUGGGUCGCGCGUUUGAACUUUCCGCUCUAG